AUGGGUAUUCCCACGUCUAGAGUAAGUUGUCCGUUACCGAACGUGUGCACUGUUGAUGUACAUCUGGAAGAAUCCAUUAGAAUUAUUGCUGUAUAUGCUCCAGAAAGUAAAUCAUGGAAAUGGUCGGAUAUGUCUGGCCUCAUCACAUCUCAUUGCGUCAUUAUGGGCGAUUUUAAUGUAGAUUUAGAAAAAGAUGGCGGCAAGGCGGAGUGUUUACUCGAAUGGAUGGACAGUUAUUCUCUUGUUCCGACUGUUCCAAAUACUAAUACAUCACUUCGAUCAAACAGAAUUAUAGAUUAUGCACUUUCAUCAGGAGUUGACAUGACGGUCCAAACAUAUGAAGGUGACACAACAAGUGAUCAUAAGCCUCUCCUGUGUGUGCUGGCAUGUGAAGGAAAAGAAAACAAGGAAGGUUGCAAAACAAUAUGGCCUAUCUUCUCUCUUUUUCUAACAUAUACGUUUGAUUUUUGGGAGAAACAAUGGAGUUACGGCCACUAUGACGAAACGUAUGAGCACUUUAUUACGUUUUUAUCGCUACUCACAGCUCGAUGCACGUCGUACUUUCCACUCAAAAAAGCUCGACCUGCGGUACCAUUAGAGCUUCGGUUACUUUUGGCUCAAAGCCGUACUCUUUCUUUUAAGGCAAAACGAAAAGGUGAUGUUGCUCUUCGUCGUGAGGCUCAGCGCCUAAGAAAUGUAGCGCGAUAUGAAUUGAAACGAUUCCAACAAGAUCAGCUGGCCAAACAACUGAAAGAACGUCACAUACCAGGUGAGGGUUCUACUUUAUUUUGGAGUAAAACAAAAAGGCAUUUUAGAACCACCUCGUCGGCUUUAAAAGGUUUAUUACUACCUAAUGGUGAAUCAACCAAAGAUCCUCAAACAAUGGUGAACAUGGCUGCUGACUACUAUGAACGUCUAUUUGCCGCUCCAGAAGUGAUUCGACCGCAUCCUUACGUCGAUGCUCCGGGAAUGCAAUGGGACAAUGUUCAUGAUCCGAUUCCAAACGUAACAUUAAAAUUUAAAAUUAAUUGGCUUGAUAAUAAACUCUGUUCCGGUUCUUUGCUUUGUUCCCGUUUUUAUGUGUUAUUUUAUUGUAAGUUUCAAUGUGCACUUCGUACUUUCCUUGAAAAUGAUUUAAUAAAAGUUGAAAAAAAUAAAAGAUUAAAUCAAUAA
Messenger RNA from Rotaria sp. Silwood2, 1173 nucleotides. The record is from the annotation of a GenBank genome assembly. NCBI's taxonomy places the organism in Eukaryota, Metazoa, Rotifera, Eurotatoria, Philodinida, Philodinidae.